UGGCCACAAACACCCCCUGUGCCCCGAACAUUGAAAAAGGUCUCCACCUGUAAACUGGGUUUGCCCUCUGUAGGCCUACACGGACGGCCACCAUGGAGACAGAACCCUCCCCCUCCAUGCCUUGAGACUGGCAACGCAGAGCAGCAACACACAGACGCACAGAACCAGACAGAGAAAGAGAGAGAGAGUGUGUGAGUGAGUGAAAGAGUGAGAGAAGAAGAAAGGAAGUAAAGUAAGGGGUAACAAACCGUGGAAUAGAAUGGAGUCUCUCUUCAGGAGCCUCCCACUGUGGCACAGGAAGUGAAGUACAGCGAGAGAGGAGAGGAAAAGAGAGGAGCAGAGGAGAAGACUGGAGGGACGCGCCCACUGAACUCGAGGAACAAGCUGUUCGGGAAUCUCCUGCAAGGAGCUGAGGGGGAGCAAGCGUGCGAGUGACAGGCCCCCCUGGAAGAGCAGCACUUCCACACGCCCUCCUCUGGAUUUUACACACACACCACCUCCAAACACAGCACAGAAGAAGAGUGAAGGAGGUAAAGGGGGAUUGUUGGAGGAGAGGGCACAGGGAAAAGAGCGGGAGGAGAGUUACAGAGAGAGAGAGAGAGAGAGAGAGAGAGAGAGAGAGAGAGAGAGAGAGAGAGAGAGAGAGGGGGGAACUUAAGUAACAGGAAACACUCGGUACACCAACAGGUUAAGGAGUGGAAGGAGCGAUAGAAGAGUAAGAACGAGAGAGAGAAAGAGCAAGGAACGAGAGAGGGAUGGAGGCCUUGCUGCCCGUGUUGCAGCAGCAUUCGGGACUCUCUGUGCUGGCCUGUGCGGUGGCCUUCCGCUGCGUCCACUACAUGCUGCGGAACCUUCCAGUGCCCGAUGAGGUGCAGCAGGAUGCGUUCCGCUUCUGGAAGUGGAGGAACCUGUCGGUGUCGCUGGUCCAUUCCCUGGUGACCGGUGUCUGGGCUGUGACCUGCUUGGUCCAGGAGCCAAUGAUGCGACAGGACAUCUUCUCCUACUACACCCCAGCUUCAUAUCUCCUCGUCUGUGUUUCCUCAGGGUACUUUGUACAGGAUGCUUGUGACAUCAUCCUCACAGGUCAUGCGAAGGGCUCAUGGGAGUUCUUGAUUCAUCAUUUUCUGGUGCUGUGCAGCUUCCUGUACACGUUGUUCAUGCAGCAUUACGUGGCGGGCGCAACCAUCGCCCUCCUGGUAGAGGUGAACAGUGUCACGCUGCACAUGCGACUGAUGCUCAAGCUGGCGGGGGCCCAGUUCUCUCCGUUCUACAACUUCAACAAGUUGCUCAACGUCUUCACCUACGUUUCCUUCCGUCUGAGUGCCCAGUUUUUCCUCACCUGGUACAUCAUGCACAACUACAGCUGGCUGGAUCACGCCGGCUACUUCAUGGUCACCAUGAUCAUCAUGAACGUGAUGAUCCUGAUCUACUUCUACAGACUGCUCCGUGCUGAUUUCUUCCCGCGACGGAAGACCAGCAGCGCGGUACAGAAUGGCACACACAGCAGCAGCGCCACCCCCAGGUUCCUCAACGAAUGAGGAAGAGGAGGGGAAGCUUUAGAAAAAAACCUUUCUGUUUGUUUGUUUUUUUUGUUUUGUUUUUUUGAUCUAGGUUGAUUUUGUGUGUGCUUGGUUACCUUGGAGGUCCCAAACAAACAUGUUUCCAUGGCUCCCGCAUCUCACACCCUUCAAGUGCUCCCAUUAAAACCAAGCGAAGUGCUUUGGAUCUGAACAGCCAGCCAGCCGUGUGCAGUGUUUUUGCCUCAACGCCAGUGUACUUCUGCAACGUUUACAUAAUGCUUGACUAAACCCUGCAUACUCAAAUAUCCCACAUAUCUCUUUGUGUGUUGGUGGUACGCCAGUGAGAGGCAGCAAAGAGGACAGCUACCUCAGUGCAGACCUAGGUAGAGCCUCACUUCACAUGAAGCCCCAUACAGGCUGAAAGGCUGUAGACUGAUCAAUUUACCACCAUGCCGGACUCUGGCUGGUCAUAUCAUGCGGGUUGUGAUUGACCCUAAUGUGUUUGUAUGUAUGUAGCCUAGCAUUUGAACUGACAAUGUUUUAUGUCCAUCUGUCAUAGUACGUUGUUAAGGACAUUUAGUAGUGUUAGACAUUAAGCUGUAUUUUAGUAGGGAUUUUUUUUUUUUAAGGAGCCAUGGCUUCGCACUGAAAAGAAAAGUUAUUAAAAUUCAACAUCAGACAUGAAUGAUAAGUGGUGAAAUGCACUUUUCUCCAGACUGUUAUUGCAAAUCAGGACAACCAGGAUAAGUAAGGAUUUUGCUAACAUCUCACCUGUAAGCCAUGUGUCAAAGCACUAUACAGCAAGACCAUAUAUCUUGGCUUCUACUGACAGUUAAGCAGUGUGUUACAAAUCAGGCAUAAAGACCACACAUGGCUGCAAAGGGAAGUUGUAGUAGGUGUUGACUGUUCAUUUCCCUUCUUUCAGUUUGACCUUUGAAGAGGUUCCAGUCAAAAUUAGAAGAUGGAUAGCUACAAAAGCAGAUCUGAACCGAAAAUGUGACUCAUCACUUUUGGUUUUUAAACUAUUUAUUCACAGGUGACAAAUAAAUCUAUACAUGGUCUUACAGUAGAUUUUGUGAGAAAGAGGUGGGCAUAGACCUUUAAAAAUGGUAUUAUGAUUUGGGCUGUGCAAGUCCAUGAUCAUAUAAAUAUUUGAGAUGAUAUCUUGAAACUUAAACUCUCAUAUUCAUGUUAGUGCUGUCUAAACAUAAUGAUUCCAGGGGAAUGAAAAUAUAACAAAGAGUAGAAUACAACUACACCGUUUUGGAGAAACCUUGCCUCAGAGUACUCCAAGAACACACUCUGUUUCAUGGUGUCCUUUUACUCUUAAAAAAAUAUAUGAAUAUUCUAUAAGAAAUAGAGAAAUGUGAAAGUUCCUGUCAGGAAAUUGUUAAAUGUGUGCAUCACAGUAUCAAAGGCAAAAUGAACAACUAAUUGUUUUAUUUUUUCAUUAGACUGGAAUGUUUCAAAAAAUAAAUGAUAUCUUAAAGAGAAA
Molecule: messenger RNA, 3015 nt
Organism: Alosa sapidissima (American shad)
Lineage: Eukaryota; Metazoa; Chordata; Actinopteri; Clupeiformes; Clupeidae
Gene: tlcd1
Product: TLC domain containing 1
Exons: 5
Coding region: 756-1538 (260 amino acids)
Biological process (GO): plasma membrane organization; membrane assembly; phospholipid homeostasis
Cellular component (GO): plasma membrane
Source: RefSeq, a predicted model, not a curated record